UGUUUCGCGAGGCACGCAAGUAAAGAGCUCAGAACGCCAGCCCCACAAAAAAGAAAAGAGAAGAAAAGAAAAGGCAAACCCUCCUCCUCCUCCUCCUCCUCCUCGCUCUCAUGGAUCUUUGAUAUAUUUCCUCAAAUCAUCUUCAUCAUCAGAUCCCUCUCUCUGUCUGUCUGUUUUUCUCUAUCUAGAAAGGAAAACAAGAAGCAAGAACAAGAAACAGAAAGAGAAAGAUGUCAACCCCAGCAAGGAAGAGGUUGAUGAGGGAUUUCAAGAGGCUUCAGCAGGAUCCACCUGCUGGUAUCAGUGGAGCCCCUCAAGACAACAACAUCAUGCUCUGGAACGCUGUUAUUUUUGGACCUGAUGAUACUCCUUGGGAUGGAGGGACGUUUAAGUUGACUCUUCAAUUCACAGAGGAUUAUCCAAAUAAACCUCCAACAGUUCGCUUUGUCUCUCGAAUGUUUCAUCCAAAUAUUUAUGCAGAUGGAAGUAUAUGCUUAGACAUUUUACAAAAUCAGUGGAGUCCCAUAUAUGAUGUUGCUGCUAUACUAACUUCCAUCCAGUCCCUGCUCUGUGAUCCAAACCCAAAUUCCCCAGCAAACUCUGAAGCUGCUCGCAUGUUCAGUGAGAAUAAGCGGGAAUACAAUCGCAGAGUUCGUGAAAUUGUGGAGCAGAGCUGGACUGCUGACUGAGGUUCAUAUCAGAAAGCAAUAAGAGCGGUGUGGUGGACCUGAAGUGCUUUUCUCUGAACUUCUAGGUAGUGCUGUACUCUGUAAUAUGCAUUGAUGAUGUGCAUUGUUCUUAGAGGAUUCUCUUUGGAUGAUUUAUUUGUGUAUGUUAGACAACUUGACUGGAAGUUGAUUUUCUGAAUGUUUUUUUUUUUUGUUUUCAGAAUCUUCUUUGAUUAUCUAUCGUGCAAGGGUCCUUUACCUAUCUUUGUAUAAUGUUCAUAGGAAGUGCUGUUUGUAGUUGUGUCAAAUAUUUGCUUUUUGAGUUGAACCUCGCUCCUAGAGAUGGUUUUAAGGAAGCUCUCCUUUGUAAUUUUGGAUACAAAAUUCAAAUGUUAUGAAUGGCCGUUACGAACUUGA
This is a messenger RNA of Populus nigra (black poplar), 1085 nucleotides long. RefSeq names its product ubiquitin-conjugating enzyme E2 2-like. The transcript has 5 exons. The record is from RefSeq and is a predicted model, not a curated record. NCBI's taxonomy places the organism in Eukaryota, Viridiplantae, Streptophyta, Magnoliopsida, Malpighiales, Salicaceae. Bases 231 to 689 code for a protein of 152 amino acids.